ACCGAUCGUGACCUAUGUUUUUGAUAAAUCAUCAAAGUGUAAAUUUUAAUUUCAUGAAUUAAUAAACAUUGUUAUUUUAAUCCAAUCUUGUCCACUACAGUGUUAGUGACAAGUUAUGUGUAGGUAACAUGUAUGCGUGCUGAAAUACGUAAAGAUUUUAAAGUCGUGUUGUGUAACCUAUAAAUUUCCUGUGAUAUUAAUUAUAAUAUAUGUACCUACUAGUUAAUUGGUAUGGAUAACGAUAAUAAGAAUGUUGUUCGCGUCGGCUCCAGGAAAAGCGAGUUGGCGUUAAUACAAACAAAUUAUGUCAUAGACUGCCUCAAGAAGCUUUAUCCACAUAUGGAAUUUACAAUAGUAACCAUGACAACGCUCGGGGACCGCAUACUCAACGUCUCUCUACCGAAGAUAGGCGAAAAAUCUCUCUUCACGAAGGACUUGGAAGAUGCUCUUCGGUCCAACACUGUGGACUUCGUGGUACAUUCCCUGAAGGACUUGCCUACUUCCUUGCCGGAGGGCUUGGCGAUUGGUGCUGUGUUUGAAAGAGAGGACCCUCGCGACGCGCUAGUGUUAAGAGAAGAUGUGAAAGACUGCACACUAGCUACAUUACCCGCUGGUUCGGUUAUAGGUACAUCGUCCCUACGCCGCACCGCGCAACUCAGGGGCGGAUAUCCACAGCUGUCGAUAGUCGACGUGAGGGGCAACCUGAACACGCGGCUACGUAAGCUCGACGCGCCCACUCGGGAAUACUCCGCGCUGCUCCUGGCUAGUGCUGGCCUGCAGAGGAUGGGAUGGAAGGAUAGGAUAUCGAAGGUGUUACCAUGUUCGGAGAUGAAGUACGCGGUCGGCCAGGGCGCUUUAGCAGUGGAAUGCCGGGUCGACAAUGAUAAUAUACUACAGAUGCUGGCGGCUUACAAUCACGCCGAGACCUACUGUAGAGUGUUGGCCGAGAGAAGCUUCUUGAAGACUCUCGGUGGCGGCUGCAGCGCACCAGUUGGCGUCUCCACUUCACUCAAACCAUUUGAAGGCAACUACAAGUUGAGUAUAACAGGCUGCGUCUGGAGUUUGGACGGACAGACAAAAAUAGACCAUAAAAUGGAGCAAACAUUCGCGCAGAUCAAACGAACAACCAAGCACAAGUUAAGUCCAGAAGAAGAGGGUAGUAGCAAAAAGAUUAAAGAAGAAGAAAUAAGAAGUAAAGAAGACAAUUUAAUACAUCCACUAGCAGAGCUAGAUAAGAAGAUUCUUGAAAAGAAAUCGUGUGAAGAUGUGAAGGAAAAACGUAUAUUUUGUGGUCUAAGUGAAAACAUGAGCGUGCCUAUUGAUGUUAUAAUAAAAUGUGAAAAUUUGGGUAGGGAUUUGGCCGAAGCGUUGAUUGAGAAAGGCGCGUUAGAAGUUAUGAAAGUAACUCAAGAUUUAAUAAGGAGUUCCAUAGAAAAGAGUUCUUGAUUAAAACUACUUGUUUAUGUUUAUCUAGGAAAAUUAUUUAGUUGAUAUUGAAGUAUAUCAUGUGAAUAUAUUUUAUUUCUGUUAAAAACACUUAAUGAACUCUGUUCGUUUAAAUGCCAAGAUGCAACAGAGAGAACACUUUCGCAUUUAUAACAUGAAAUCUUUUACUAUUACAUUGCUCAAAAUAACAUUAUUUUAGGUAAAAGAGUAUAUAUUAUAUAUUAAAUUAAUCCUUUUCAUAUUUAAAACACUACCUGCUCAAAAUUGGAUUAUUUGGGAAAAAAAAUCUUAUCAUCUAAAACAGCUAUCCCCAACCCGCUGCCCGCGG
Aricia agestis (brown argus) is the source of this 1774-nucleotide messenger RNA. Its product is annotated as porphobilinogen deaminase. Gene Ontology annotation, biological process: heme biosynthetic process. The coding region runs from base 232 to 1446 and encodes 404 amino acids. The transcript has 7 exons. Gene Ontology annotation, molecular function: hydroxymethylbilane synthase activity. The record is from RefSeq and is a predicted model, not a curated record. Gene Ontology annotation, cellular component: cytoplasm. NCBI's taxonomy places the organism in Eukaryota, Metazoa, Arthropoda, Insecta, Lepidoptera, Lycaenidae.